AUGGGAUUUUCCAAGAUUUUCAUAUUGCUAGUUCUAGUAUUACAUAAUUACAUUGUUGUUGCUCAAGAUGGUCCCGAAAUCACCAUAGGAUUCACUGAGGGUGAAAGAUAUGCUCUUUUGGCACUCAAGGAUGGUUUUCACAAUGCUUUUCUCGACGAAAGCUGGCAAAGCUUUGAUUGCAUUAAUUGGUAUGGUGUUAAAUGCAACGGUAGAGUCGUUGGUUUAACCCUUGAUAGUCUUGACAUUGUCGGGGAAAUAAAGCUUGACGCACUUUUCAAUCUCACUGCAUUAUCGACAAUGAGCUUAAGGAACAAUUCGAUAUUUGGGCAACUAAUGGACUUCUCAAAGAAUCCGGACUUGACGCGACUUGAUCUGUCCGGAAACAAAUUUGAUGGGCUAAUUUCACCUUCACUUGUUAACUUGGUUCUCUUGGAGUCAUUACAACUUCAAGAAAACAGGUUGACUGGUCCAAUUCCAUGGUUUGACCAGUCUAGUUUAAAGGAAUUUAAUGUUUCAAACAAUAAUCUCACUGGGCCUAUACCAAAUACUAGCAAACUUCAAUCCUUUAGCUCUUCUUCAUAUGAUCAUAACUCGUUUUUGUGUGGGCCACCCACUUCCACAAAAUGUGGCCCCACAUCAGGGGAUGAUGCUAGUUCAAACAAGUCUCCAGUCAAUUCUACUUUGCUGAUCAUUAAUAUUCUAGGUUUAUUCAUUCUUCUUGUGUUGUUAAUGUUGUUAUAUAGAAAGAAUAAGCAACUUAAUCAAAAGUUCAAUGAGAAAUUUGAGAAAAAGAAUGUUACACAAGAGGACGACGAGGAACAGGGACAUGAAAUACCAAGUAGUGUUGUACCAAGUAGGGUUAGUCAAGCAACAAUGCCAAAGCAAGACCUAGGAAAGCUUGUUUUUGUGGAUGGAGAGCCAGAAUUCGAGCUCGGUGAUCUUAUGACGGCUUCGGCUCAGAGUUUGGGCACGGGGAAUUUUGGGAACACAUAUAGCGCUAGGUUAGAUGAUGGAAGAAAUGUCAUAGUGAAAAGGCUAAGAGAUUUGAAGCCACUGAGUCGCGAUGAAUUCAUGAACCACAUGAAAAUCAUCGCGGCUCAAAAACAUCCCAACUUGGUGCCGUUACUCGCUUAUUUUUACUCAAAUGAUGAGAAAUUGUUGGUGCACAAGUUCAUAAUGAGUGGGAAUCUUUUCAAUCGCCUUCAUGGAGGAAGAGGGACGGGAGAUCGAAUCCCAUUUCGAUGGGGACCAAGGCUAGCUGUUGCACGUGGAGUGGCUCGAGCCAUUGAGUACUUACACAACAAUCUUAAUACAACUCUAGUUCCCCAUGGUAAUCUAAAAUCAUCGAAUGUACUUAUCGAUGAAAACAACAUGGCACUAGUUUCCGACUAUGGUCUUACCUCGAUUAUCUCAAACACAGUCUCCGUUCAUCGGAUGGUUUCAUUCAAAUCUCCAGAAUUCCUAAUCUCUAAAAAGGUUUCAAAAAAGUCCGACGUGUGGAGCUAUGGUAGCCUAGUUAUGGAACUCCUCACUGGGAGGGUAAGCGUUCUCUCGGUUCCACAAGACAACAAAGCCGUGGAUCUUUGUAGUUGGGUUCAUCGUGCAGUUCGCGAAGAAUGGACCGCGGAGAUCUUUGAUUUGGAACUCAUGGUGCAAAGAAGUGCAAUCCAUGGGAUGUUGAAACUUUUACAACUAGCGGUCCGUUGUUGUGACAAAGUACCCGAAAAACGGCCUGACAUGAGUGAGGUGGUAAAAGAAGUUGAGAGCAUUAAGGUCCCUAACAUUGAUUCAGAGAGUGAAGAAGAUCUAUCCCUUGACCGGUCACUGACGGAUGAUUCUAUGUCAGCAACCCCAUCAAGAUGAAUAGAAUAUAUAGGCUGUUGAUCAUGACUUUGCAUUUCAAAUACACUAUUGGGGUCAUCCAGUACCGGAAUUCAAGAAUGCAUGAUCCAAAUUUAAGGAAAUUUUUAUUAUGGUAAUAAAAUGUUUAAGUUGGUUGAUGAUAAUAAGUUUGAAUGUAUUUGUUAUGCUUAUUGUAAAUUCAAAACUUGUCAGAA
This is a messenger RNA of Helianthus annuus (common sunflower), 2057 nucleotides long. RefSeq names its product probable leucine-rich repeat receptor-like protein kinase At1g68400. Bases 1 to 1863 code for a protein of 620 amino acids. Gene Ontology annotation, molecular function: protein kinase activity; ATP binding; protein binding. The transcript is spliced from 2 exons. Gene Ontology annotation, biological process: protein phosphorylation. NCBI's taxonomy places the organism in Eukaryota, Viridiplantae, Streptophyta, Magnoliopsida, Asterales, Asteraceae. The record is from RefSeq and is a predicted model, not a curated record.